AUGGCAGCUGAAGCUCCCGCAUCAAACGGCACUGCUGGUGAGAGAAAUGCCAUUGGUAUCUCUUUCGGAAACUCCAACAGCUCAAUCGCCUACACAACUGUUGAAGAUAAAGCUGAAGUUAUUGCCAACGAAGAUGGAGAUCGUCAAAUUCCUACUAUUUUGUCGUAUAUCCAUGGAGACGAAUAUUAUGGUCAACAGGCCAAGCAACAACUUAUUAGAAACAGCACAAACACUGUUGCUUAUUUCAGAGAUUUCCUUGGACAAGACUUCAAGUCGAUAGACCCUACACACAGCCAUGCUUCUGCACACCCUUUGGACCACGAAGGCACCAUCGCAUUCAAAAUUCAAGAUAAGGAGGAGGGUGAACCAUCAACCGUCUCUGUCUCUGAGGUAACAACUCGAGUUAUCCGUCGUCUCGCACAAUCCGCAUCAGAUUACACCGGAAAACAAAUUAACUCGGCUGUCAUCACAAUCCCAACAAAUUUCUCCGACAACCAGAAGGCAGCUUUGACAAAGGCAGCAAACGAUGCAGGUGUUGAGGUUUUACAACUCAUCAAUGAGCCUGUUGCUGCUUUGUUGGCAUAUGAUGCAAGGCCAGAGGCCAAGGUUGCGGAUAAGAAUGUUAUUGUUGCAGACCUCGGAGGAACUCGCUCAGAUGUCGCAGUUAUCGCAUCAAGAGGUGGCAUGUAUACUAUUUUGGCCACUGCCCACGAUUAUGAAUUCGCUGGUGUUCACUUGGACCAGGUCCUCAUGGAUCACUUUUCCAAAGAGUUCAUCAAGUGGAACUCAAUCGACCCCCGUGAAAACCAACGCAGUUUCGCAAAACUCAAGGCAGAAGCCGAAGCUACCAAGAAAGCACUUAGUAUCGGACAAAACUCCAACUUCAGUGUUGAGAGUUUAGCUGAGGGCAUUGAUUUCUCUUCCACCAUUAACAGACUUAGAUACGAGACUAUCGGACGCAAGGUCUUUGAAGGAUUCAACAGAUUGAUUGAGGGUGUUGUAAAGAAGGCUGGAUUAGAUGCUUUGGAAAUUGAUGAGGUCAUCCUUUCUGGUGGUACAUCGCACACUCCAAAAAUCGCAUCUAACGUCCAAUAUAUCUACCCAAAUGCCACAGUUCUUGCUCCUUCCACCAGCCCUACCGCAAUCAACCCAUCCGAAUUGCAAGCCCGUGGAGCUGCUCUUCAAGCAUCUCUCAUUCAAGAAUUCGAUGCUCAAGAUAUUGAGCAAUCUACUCACGCUGCCGUCACUACCGUUCAGCACCUCACAAACGCCAUUGGAGUUCUUUCUAUCUCAGGAGAGACUGACAAGGGUGUUUUCACACCAAUUGUUGCUGCCGAAACUGCCGUCCCAGCCCGCCGAACUGUCGAAAUUGCUGCUCCUAAAGAAGGUGGUGAUGUUUUAGUCAAGAUUGUCGAGGGUGGAUCUCACAUCAAGGUCACUAAGCCAGAGCCAAAACCUAAAUCUACUGGCGCCAAGGUUGAGGACGCAAACUCUGAUGAUUCUGAGGAUGAUAGUAGCGAAGAGGAAGAAGAGGAGCAACGUGAGAAAAUCUGGAAGGUCGGAAAUGUUCUCGCAGAGGCCGCAGUCAGAGGUGUCAAGAAGGGUAGCAAGGUCGAAGUCAUGAUCAACAUUAGCAAGGAUUUGUCAGUUACUGUCACUGCACGCGAAGUCGGAGAGAAGGGAGGUGUUAGAGGAAACCUCGCAGCUCCUUCAAGCUAA
Messenger RNA from Botrytis fragariae, 1719 nucleotides. RefSeq names its product putative hsp70-like protein. Gene Ontology annotation, biological process: regulation of translational fidelity; cytoplasmic translation; 'de novo' cotranslational protein folding. Bases 1 to 1719 code for a protein of 572 amino acids. Gene Ontology annotation, molecular function: ATP hydrolysis activity; misfolded protein binding; ATP binding. The transcript has 3 exons. Gene Ontology annotation, cellular component: cytoplasm. The record is from RefSeq and is a predicted model, not a curated record. NCBI's taxonomy places the organism in Eukaryota, Fungi, Ascomycota, Leotiomycetes, Helotiales, Sclerotiniaceae.